Drosophila erecta is the source of this 931-nucleotide messenger RNA. RefSeq lists its product as uncharacterized. The transcript has a single exon. Lineage: Eukaryota; Metazoa; Arthropoda; Insecta; Diptera; Drosophilidae. The record is from RefSeq and is a predicted model, not a curated record. The coding region runs from base 94 to 837 and encodes 247 amino acids.
UGCUUGUAGAGUCAGUAGAAUUUUAGUAGUAUUUUGUAUAACUAUGUACCAAAUUGUUGGGUUCUUCCAUCGAAAGCGCUGCCAAACCGCACCAUGCCGGAUAUUGAGAACCAGGAUGCCAUGGGGCUGGGCAAGUUCAUUGCGUGGACCCUGCUAGCUCUUGUAAUCUGCCUGCUGGGCGCCAUUCCGCAAUGGAUGGUGUUGUGUCUGUUUGGAAGAGAUGCCCUGAUAUACACCAUUGCGUGCUUCUUCGUGGCCUUCGUGGUGCUCGUCUGCAUGCAUUUGAUUGAGCUGCUGAAGUACUGGAGGCCCUACAACUAUGUCGCCAUGUUCGUUUGCUACGAACUGCUGACCCUCGGAACUGCGAGUUUCCUGAUGAAUUGGCGUCUGAGUUGGGCCAUUGCGGUGAUGGGCGUGGCUCUGCUAUUCCUUGGAAUCGCGCUGCUAAUUUGUCUCCUUCUGAUUUACACUGGACUUUAUAUGAACCCCUUCAAGCUGGCUGUUGUGGGCGGAAUGCUAUUCGUUCUGGCGUUCUGCAUUGAAAUCAUGAAUGUCUUCCUGUGCUGGUGGUACUGGCAGGAUGUGGCUAUUGGCGUCUUUUUUGUCAGUGUAGCUACUUUGGUCAUCUCCCACGUGCUGAUCACCUACCUCAGCUUCGGAUUCCUGGGCAGAGAUGACUGCUUGCUGGUCGCCAUAGUGCUCUACAUCGCCUAUAUACUGUUCCUCAUCGCCUGUCGCCUUUCCGCCUUCUAUAUCGAGGAAAAUCACUCCAUAACAGCGACCAGUUCAAAGUUUGGUGCAAGCAACCCUGGUCACGCAGAUGAAGAGUUCUCAUAAAACUGUGUGAUGUGUAUAAGCCUGACUGUCUUUUUUCAACUGAUUAUAUCUUAGCCAAUUUUUUAGUAGUGAGUGAAUACUAAAUAGAGUCGUA